AUGUCUCAAACGUCUAGUGAGCUGCAGUACAGCUGGCUCUACUGCUUCAUGCCAGCUGCCCGUCUGGCACUGCCCCACCUCACAAAGCUGUGGGCCUUUUUCCUGUCAGAUACUGCUACCACCAUGUGCCUCAUCGCCAUGUGCCUCAUCGCCAUGUGCCUCAUCACCAUGUGCCUCAUCACCAUGUGCCUCAUCGCCAUGUGCCUCAUCGCCGUGUGCCUCAUCACCAUGUGCCUCAUCACCAUGUGCCUCAUCACCAUGUGCCUCAUCGCCAUGUGCCUCAUCGCCAUGUGCCUCAUCGCCAUGUGCCUCAUCGCCAUGUGCCUCAUCGCCAUGUGCCUCAUCGCCAUGUGCCUCAUCGCCAUGUGCCUCAUCGCUAUGUGCCUCAUCGCCAUGUGCCUCAUCGCCAUGUGCCUCAUCGCCAUGUGCCUCAUCGCCAUGUGCCUCAUCGCCAUGUGCCUCAUCGCCAUGUGCCUCAUCGCCGUGUGCCUCAUCACCAUGUGCCUCAUCACCAUGUGCCUCAUCACCAUGUGCCUCAUCGCCAUGUGCCUCAUCGCCAUGUGCCUCAUCGCCAUGUGCCUCAUCGCCAUGUGCCUCAUCGCCAUGUGCCUCAUCGCCAUGUGCCUCGUCGCCAUGUGCCUCAUCACCAUGUGCUUGGUGAAGGGGAACUGGAAGGCUGGUGCUGCGCGCGCCACUGCCACUGCCGAUCCAUCAACAUCCACCUAUGUCGUGCCGGAUCUUGAUCGCGCUGACGCGCUGAUGCUGUACGAGGACAUGGUGCUGGGACGUACCUUCGAGGACAUGUGCGCUCAGAUGUAUUACCGCGGGAAGAUGUUUGGCUUCGUUCACCUGUACAACGGUCAAGAGGCCGUCUCUUCCGGUAUCAUCAAAUACUUGCGACAGGACGACUACGUUACCAGCACAUACCGUGACCACGUGCACGCGCUGAGCAAGGGCGUGUCGGCGCGCGAGGUGAUGGCAGAGCUGUACGGCAAGACGACGGGGUGCUGUCGCGGGCAGGGCGGGUCCAUGCACAUGUUCUCCAAGGAGCAGGGCGUGCUCGGUGGCUUCGCCUUCAUCGGCGAGGGCAUCCCCGUCGCUGUCGGUGCAGCGUUCACUGUGAAGUACAACAAGGAGGUGCUCAAGCACGACGCGGACCAGGUUUCAGUGGCCUUCUUCGGCGACGGCACGUGCAACAACGGCUCCUUCUACGAGUGCCUCAACAUGGCGGCGCUCUGGAAGCUUCCGGUGAUCUUCGUGGUGGAGAACAACCUGUGGGCCAUCGGCAUGAGCCACCUGCGCUCCACGUCGGACCCCGCCAUCUGGAAGAAGGGCCCCGCGUUCGGCAUGCCCGGAGUCCACGUGGACGGCAUGGAUGUGCUCAAGGUGCGCGAGGUGGCACUGGAGGCCAUUGAUCGCGCCAGGCGGGGCGACGGCCCGACGCUGAUAGAGUGCGAGACGUACCGCUUCCGCGGUCACUCCCUGGCCGACCCCGAUGAGCUUCGCUCCCCUGAGGAGAAGGCCAAGUAUGCCGCUCGCGACCCCAUCAUCGCGCUGAAGAAGCACAUCCUGGAGACGGGGCUCGCCACCGAGGCCGACCUCAAGGCAAUUGAGAAGAAGAUUGACGAUGUCGUGGAGGAUGCUGUUGAGUUUGCUGAUGAGAGCCCACUGCCGGAGCGCCACCAGUUGCUGGAGAAUGUAUUUGCUGACCCCAGGGGCUUCGGAAUCGGAAUUGACGGCACCUACAAGUGCGAGAACCCAGACUUCACUGCAGGCACCGCGCAGGUGUAA
This is a messenger RNA of Closterium sp. NIES-65, 1791 nucleotides long. The record is from the annotation of a GenBank genome assembly. Lineage: Eukaryota; Viridiplantae; Streptophyta; Zygnematophyceae; Desmidiales; Closteriaceae.